This is a messenger RNA of Auanema sp. JU1783, 1224 nucleotides long. NCBI's taxonomy places the organism in Eukaryota, Metazoa, Nematoda, Chromadorea, Rhabditida, Rhabditidae. The record is from the annotation of a GenBank genome assembly.
AUGACUUCUCGAUGGAAACAAACGGAAUAUUUGUCAAAAUCAACCAGCAACUUAUCCAAAAUUACUUCACUCGGUUCAACUCCCAAUCUAAGAGAACAUCAUCAUGAGCACUUACACCAUCAUGCAGCAGAUGCAUAUAUCUCAAGCAGUGCACGAAUUACCCCAUUUGGAUAUAAUGCCAGACAUCGGCGAGUUUCGACAGGCGGACAAUUUCGAAGCACUUUGCUCACAAGUCAAUCGGCCAUGUCAUCUGGUAGCAACAGCGCUUCCUCUACAAGACCACAAUCUUUACGUUCACGAGCUUCUUCUGCAGCUUCGAGCGUUCUAGAUUCUAGCCAAAUUCAUAUGUUAUUAAAUAAACGAGAUAGCCGCAGCAGUAUUUUUACCAACAGUAGCCAAGAUCAAGCUUCUCCCACAAGCACAAGCAGUGCAACAGAAAUUCGAUCAGAAACCUCCAAACCUCACAUCAUAACUGUUCGGUCACGUGGAAGUUUAUCAUCUGAAGCCAAUACUAUGGUUGAAUGCUCCACAUCAACAGCUGAUUCUGAGGUUAUUAGGAAAGAUUCUGGAGAGCAAGAGGUUUCGAAGCCGUUGAAGAAACUGGAACGAAAUCAAACAGCACCGAAUAUCCCAUUUCUAAAUGAAACGAUCUGGCAGAUUGACGAGCUUGUUUACGUUGGAACAAUCGAAUCCUCGAGAAACAUGUCGUUACUCUGCCGUCUAGGAAUUGAGUAUAUAUUAGAUGUUUCACAUCAGAAAUCUGAAGAUGAACCUAAGAAUUCCAGUAUUUGGCAAUGCUCAUGCAGAACGCGUCAUUCGCGGUAUGAAGUGAAUAUGGUCGUGCCGGAUUCUGAAAAACUGCUGAUUGAUCCUAUAACCCAACAUAAGAUGAACAUGAAUGAGCGUUUUGAUCAAUUCAUCGAAAUGAUAGCAAAAGCCCGUAAAGCCAAACGAAGUGUUUUGGUAUGUAGUGGAAAAGCUCGAAAUAAAGCUCCUGCCUUUGCUGCAGCUCACCUGAUGCAGAAUGAGCGGCUUACUCGUGCGGCUGCAGUUCAAAAAGUUGCUCAUGCGAUGUCUUCAAUGAGACCCAAUAUGUGCAUCUCUGAUUUUCUACAACGAUCUCUAAUGAGAUAUCAAGUAUAUCUGGGUAUUUCUCCUGACACAGCUCAUGAUCCAACCCACACAAUGCCAUUGUUCCAUGUCAAACGUACGGCAUGGACAUGA